This is a messenger RNA of Sycon ciliatum, 1792 nucleotides long. RefSeq lists its product as uncharacterized. Bases 48 to 1391 code for a protein of 447 amino acids. The transcript is spliced from 7 exons. Gene Ontology annotation, molecular function: calcium ion binding. NCBI's taxonomy places the organism in Eukaryota, Metazoa, Porifera, Calcarea, Leucosolenida, Sycettidae. The record is from RefSeq and is a predicted model, not a curated record.
UGUCUUCAGACCACAAUCAAAGGUUCUCGUUUCCCCGUCCAGCAGAAAUGGCUAUCGUAGCAGUCUGUUGGUUCCUCAUCAUUGUUGCGUCCCAUGGUUGCCAUGUGAGCGCCACAUCAGAUGCAAGAGUCACACAAGAUCAACCCGUGCCGUGCCUGGAGAACUGGCUCAAACUCGCUGGAGCUUCAACGCGUAAGGCGCGCCACUUAGCCAUGAGAGCUGAAGUGAAGCGGUCUGGUUUGGAUGACCAGAGAGUGAAAGAGCUGAGCAACUUUGUCAUCGGCAUUCUCCUUGGCUUCGAUGAGGACCUGGCUGGUGCCCUCAAAAGCUGUGUUUUACGAAACGCCUCUUGUCCAGCUGGUGCUGCGAGAGUAGAUUUGCCCUGCAGCGACACAGGUGACUGCGUAUACAGCCCUGAAUUGCAGACGACUCGUUGCCAGUGUCCUUUUGGUCUUCGUGGGAACCAGUGUGAAGCAGAUAUUGAUGAGUGCGCGAACAGAUCAUUGAACGAAUGCGCUCGCAAGGAGGUCGCAAUAUGCCACAACAUACAUGCAUCGUAUGUAUGCGAGUGUAAGGAGGGAUACGAAGGGAAUGGACGACUUUGUGAAGAUGUGAACGAAUGCAUGGAUAACACCCCGGCAUGUGCUGAACAUGCAGACUGUAACAACACUAUCGGUUCGUUCACAUGCACCUGCAGGCAAGGAUACAAGGGCGAUGGACAGCACUGUGAAGUUGAUGUAUGCUCUGGAUCAGGCAACACUGCGCUAUGCCAGAGGAUCGAGAGAAUGGAGAGCCAUAUUGAGCGAAUGGAAACCAAACUGAAAAUCCGAGAGAAACAGAUCAAAGCAUACCUGAGGGAACUCAAACUGAUGUCGUCCGUGUUCACUCGUCAUCACUAUGCAUUGAAAGCCACCGAUGACAGAGUUGCACGGCUAGAAAAUGAUGCCUCCGAAAAGUGUGGGGUCGUGAAUUGGCAGAACUUUGUGCAAACUAGUCCUUCGAAGUCGAACAACAUGAUUGUGUGGAACCAUGAAUUCUACAAAAAACGGAAUGACACUGCAAUUCGGAUCACCUACUCGACUAUGUUGGGGGUCCAGGCCCAAAAUACCUGGUCUUGCCUAGCCUACUCCAUUCUGUUGAAUGGACAAGAAUGUGCAGAUCCAGCUCCAAUUAUGAAUACUGUAGGGCUCCACGGAUCCAGCGAUUCCAACGUCUAUAACGUUGCCCCCACAGUGAUAACAGGUACCUGUCAACAACUGGCUGCGGGGCUCAUCAGACUGACAACUCGUGCCACAGUGGCAUGCUCUAGGCAAUGGGCGGGGGAGGGUAAGCAUAGAGGCCCUACCACACCCCCUGCAUCCAUGUUUGUUGAGGAGCUCUCACCUUGCUGAUUUGAAGUAGAAGCAAAGAAUGUGAGAUGUAUGCAUGUCGAUGCAGUGCACCUGCAGCUGCUAGCCAGCGUUAAUAUUCCACUUCUACACAUUGCGCGACUGUGUUACCAACUUUCCCUUUGCUGUACAAUGUUCCUGCUCAUUUCUUUCUAUUUUCGUAUUUUAUCUCUGGCGCGCAUAAGCAGUGGUGAAAAGGACACCCUUGGUCGGUUUAUCUGCUCUUGCUCCGCCUCCUCUGCGUUGGCUGCCAUAGCUAUGUGCAUCUCUGUGAGGUUUUGCACCACUAUGGUUUGUGGCUAUCUUGUAUUUAAAGAUAAACCCAAGAUAACCUAUUUCGGGCAUAAGGCAUACCCAUCUGGCUGAGCCAUUGUUCGCGAUGCAAUGCUCCUUGAAAUUGGAGU